Messenger RNA from Cladophialophora psammophila CBS 110553, 2442 nucleotides. RefSeq lists its product as uncharacterized. Lineage: Eukaryota; Fungi; Ascomycota; Eurotiomycetes; Chaetothyriales; Herpotrichiellaceae. The record is from RefSeq and is a predicted model, not a curated record. Bases 1 to 2442 code for a protein of 813 amino acids. The transcript is spliced from 2 exons. Gene Ontology annotation, cellular component: cytoplasm.
AUGGGCAAUUCUCAGACGAAGGAAGCACGUGGCCACGGCUCCUCUGGCUCACGGGUCAGUGGCAGCACGAGCCCUACGGGACGACAAGAUGGACAACAAAAUGGCCUGGAAGCUCCCCCUCGACCCGCUCACUCCCGCCAACGGAGAGGCAGCCGACCCGACUUCUCCUUCCUCGGCAUUGGUGGGAGCAGUGAUCAAGAUGCCUCCUCGCUCGAGCAACGACGCGAGACAAAGGUGGAGAGGGAGGCUAGAAAGGCAGAAAAGGAGAGAGCCGCAAGAAUCAAGGAGCGCGAGCGCAGCAUGAGAGAAGAGCACGUUGAUGGAGGAUAUCUAGUGACACAAGGCGUCUACGUGGGUACGGAAGACUUCAACAAAGCAAUUGUCCGGCAAUUCAUGAUUGAGAGACGACUGGCUCCAUUCUGGAGAGGUCUGAACGAUUUCUCAGAUUCGUGGGCGGAGCAUCAACUUAUGGCUGCCGCCCGAGGCAUGCCUAUCCCGCCAGCGGAUGAAGUGCCUCCAGAGCUUGAAUACCAGCUUGCGAAGAGGAUAACCACCGACAGGAGCAAAGAAUCUGCGCUCAAGAGCCUUACAAUACCCAUUGGGGGAAGAUCACAAUCCUUCCAGUCCGAUAGCUCUGCACCCCUGUCGCCACCUGCCAAUUCCUUACCACUUCCGUCGCCCUCCUCGCCGCCACCGUCCGGCUCACCGAGCGCCAGCACCUUUCGAACCCGGGCAAAGACAUUAGCUUCUCUGGCGACCUCAUCGCGGGGUAAUUCUCAGGUAGAUAUGACCCCAAGAGAGUUCCAGCUGCCUCCGGAUCCUUUCGUCAAUGGACAGCCCAUCGAAGUCUACCUCUACAAGGACGCAUCGGAAUGCCCAAUCUGCUUUCUAUACUAUCCCCCGUACCUCAACACCACCAGAUGCUGUGAACAGCCUAUCUGUUCAGAAUGUUUCGUGCAAAUCAAGCGGCCUGAUCCUCACCCCCCGGAACACGAGCAACCAGAUCCGAAUGCGCCACCUGUCUCUGACGCCGAGCGUGAAGUGCAGGCGGAUGGUUUGCUUGUUUCUGAGAUUGCAACCUGCCCGUAUUGCAAAACUCCCGAUUUUGGCAUUACUUACGCGCCGCCUCCUUUCCGUAGAGGGCUCACUUACGGCACUGGAUCCCAGCCAUACCAGGUCAUGUCGGCCAUGUCCUCUCAAACCUCAAUUUCUUCUGGAAACUUAUCUCCGGGGCCUGGGCGACGGCGAGGAACUUCUCUGUCGGCAAAUGCUCCGGAGGUCAUUACAACGGAUAAAAUCCGCCCGGAUUGGGCGACCAAGCUGGCAGCUGCUCGGGCCCACGCUGCCCGACGGUCUGCAGCAGCUACUGCGCUGCAUACAGCCGCAUAUCUGAUGAAUGGGCAGGGUGCCGAUUCACGAGCCUUCGCGGCAUUUAGCCGACGCGGGAUGUUGAGACGAUCCACCUUAGAAGGUGGCGAGAACGGCCCAAGUUCGAGCUUGAGUGCACUCACAAUGCUGGCGGAGAGACACGCAGCGCGGCAGCAGGAAGCUGCUGGAGAGACCCGCGCAAGCUCUUUCUUGCCUCCACCACGCGGCAGCAGUUCCCGACGAAGUCGCAUGGACGACCUUGAAGACAUGAUGAUGAUGGAGGCUAUCCGUUUGAGUCUGGCAUCCGAGGAAGAACGCCGUAGGAAGGAGGAAAAAGAAGCGCGCAAAGAAGCGAAGAAGAAAGAAAAAGAGACCAAGAAGGCCGAGAAAGCGGCACGGAAGAACAGUCUUUUCACAGUCAACUCCAACGGUAGUAACGGGGAUGCAUCGAGCAGUCAGAUGGAAAGGUCCCAAAGCAAUCUGUCUCUCGGCCAAGACGAUGACUCGACAACCAGCAAAGGUAAAGGGGUAGAGCGGACUGAUACCCCUCCUGUAGAAGGUGCCAAGAUGGAGGAAGAGGCUCCGCGGCCAUCUUAUAUUCCAGCGCUGUCGCUGUCUGGAACCAGCCAAGAGUCUUUGGCGAGCUCCAUUCCAAUCCCUACUGCGGCUGAGCCAUUCCGACGCUCUCAUCUCCGGCAAAUGUCGAAUGCCUCGUCGACUUCCUCUUCAUUUGUCGAACCAGGUCCUGCAGCUUCAUUUUCAGGCUCCGGUACUCCCCCACCAGGAAGUCUCGAGCCUAUGUUCAACUUCAGAAGCCUGGCUGCAAUGAUUGGAGAAGAUGAGAAAGAUAAUGACAGUGCUCAUGUUGAAAACGCUGCCAGAGACCAAUCACCAAAGUUUCGUGAAAACGCCCGAGAGAAGGGACCUCGGAAAGUUGGCGAGAGUUGGGACCAACACGAUUCGGACCCUUCUGCAUCUUCGGAUUCGUCUCCGGGGCGGGAGAGUGAUCCGGACCCGACAGCGGCAAAUGGGAAGCCUGUCACUGAACCAUCAACCAGUGUAUCACAUGUAUGA